AUGAAACCUGAAAAGGCCUAUUUGAGUGUUGUAUUAGUCUCAUAUAUAUAUAUAACAGUUGCAUUAGUAACUUUAUGGAAAUUUCGCCAUGAUUCCUCGAAGCUGUACUACUGGAACGCUGUCUUACUUUUCCCAGUGUUACUUUGGUUCUGGAGCGUGAUAUCUUGGACUGGCUCUCAAAUAUUCGCUAACGCCAAGAGAGAUUGA
This is a messenger RNA of Lachancea dasiensis, 207 nucleotides long. Lineage: Eukaryota; Fungi; Ascomycota; Saccharomycetes; Saccharomycetales; Saccharomycetaceae. The record is from the annotation of a GenBank genome assembly.